AUGGAACACUUCCCUGAAGCUUGGGGUCGACCCAGAAAUGAUAUUUAUGGACCUUACGACCAUUCAUACCUACAGACUACGGGUCCAAAAGCCCACACCCAGUCUCCCGCGGUCACCGGUACAUCGGUCAUCGGAGUGAAAUUCAACGGGGGCGUUGCCAUUGCUUCCGAUAACCUAGCAUCUUAUGGUUCUCUUGCUCGGUUCACCGAUGUUAAACGACUCCGCGUUUUUGGUGAUUCUGCUAUCGUCGGUUUUGGAGGAGACGUAUCCGACAUGCAACACAUUGACCGGCUACUCAACUCCAUUGAUAUCCGUGAAAAUUAUUCCUCCGAUGGAAACCUUCUCAAUGCCAAAAACCUGCACACCUAUCUUUCCAAGGUUUUUUACAAGCGACGUUCUGAGUUCAAUCCUCUCUGGAACCACAUUCUGGUAGCGGGUUUUGAUGGCGAUGGCAAGCCAUUCCUCAGCUCUGCAGACUUGCUGGGGACGACAUUCUCAGCUCCACAUCUCGCAACCGGGUUUGGUGCCCAUCUUGCCAUUCCCAUUCUUCGCCGCCUAUUCCCAGAGGACACGCCUCUCGAGAACAUCAGCAAGGAACAGGCAGUGGAAGCACUGAGGGAAUGUAUCAAGGUUCUCUGGUACAGAGAUGCGCGCAGUCUUGACAAGUUCUCGAUAGCAACCGUAACGAAAGAUGGAAUCGAGGUGAAAGAGGACGAGAAGGUUGAAGCACAGAGUUGGGCUUUUGCCGAGACUAUCAGGGGCUAUGGGGCUCAGGUCAACUGA
This is a messenger RNA of Penicilliopsis zonata CBS 506.65, 783 nucleotides long. RefSeq lists its product as hypothetical. The record is from RefSeq and is a predicted model, not a curated record. The transcript is spliced from 3 exons. Gene Ontology annotation, cellular component: proteasome core complex. Bases 1 to 783 code for a protein of 260 amino acids. NCBI's taxonomy places the organism in Eukaryota, Fungi, Ascomycota, Eurotiomycetes, Eurotiales, Aspergillaceae.